This is a messenger RNA of Fonsecaea multimorphosa CBS 102226, 2310 nucleotides long. RefSeq lists its product as uncharacterized. NCBI's taxonomy places the organism in Eukaryota, Fungi, Ascomycota, Eurotiomycetes, Chaetothyriales, Herpotrichiellaceae. Gene Ontology annotation, molecular function: zinc ion binding; DNA-binding transcription activator activity, RNA polymerase II-specific; RNA polymerase II cis-regulatory region sequence-specific DNA binding. The coding region runs from base 1 to 2310 and encodes 769 amino acids. Gene Ontology annotation, biological process: regulation of transcription by RNA polymerase II. The transcript is spliced from 2 exons. Gene Ontology annotation, cellular component: nucleus. The record is from RefSeq and is a predicted model, not a curated record.
AUGUCAGAGCCCAGUCCUGCUAAUCCAGCCUCAGCAAAGCGACCAAGACCGGUGAUCUCCUGCCUGGAGUGCCGACGGAAAAAGCUGCGUUGUUCUCGUUCGCAUCCCUGCCAGCAAUGUGUCAAGAUCGGACGGCCCGGCAGAUGCGUAUACCAGGCCGGUCAAGAACCCGAGCCAAAUACUGAGUACUCAGCGAUUUUAAGAGUACCGAGCAAGCGGCAGCGCUUGAAUCCGCCUGCUGUCAUUGAUGGAGGUGAAAACGCCCUGGCGCCAAACGGUGCGUCCUACCAAGGGCCACCUCUGGCGCGCCAUGGUAUCAUUGAGGAUCUCCAGGACAGGGUGUCCAGGCUAGAGCAGGCAUUGCUGGCUCAAAACGCCGGUCGCAAUGGCGAGCCCCUUGUUACUCGAAGUCCGCCAAUCCAUCCUUCUACAGACGAUGUUGUUUACUCUGAAACGUUCUCGAACACGCCCGCACAGAUGAGUUCGCAGUUCAGCGAUGCGUGUGCAUUCAUGGUCAAGCUGCGGGAUGAUUUAAAUACUCCUGAGAUGAUUGCACUGCGAAGAAGGUUGAAAGACUUGCACUAUUCUGUCGAGAAGAAUCAUAUUGCACAAGAUACCCAGCUGCCGUCGGCUUCCUCGAUCAGUCAGACUCCUCUACAGCUGCCGCCAUUGGAUGUGUGCGAAAAGCUAGCGAUCCUCUAUUUCGACAACAUGGAACACUGUUUUCGAAUCUUGCAUUUCCCCGAGUUCAGACAUCAACUGCGCAUCUACUUUUCAGAGGGCGAGCACGCUUGCAGGUUCGGUUUUGUUCAGCAGCUGGUCGGUGUCCUGGCCGUCGCCGUCAUGCUCGGUACCCAUGGAGAAUGCGAAGCAGCUCGGUCAUGCUUGGCCAUCAAGCCGGACGACGCCAUGCACUUCAUGAAGAACUUCCUCCGAGACCUGCGGCACACCGAGAGAUACCGCUUACCAGCUCUGCAAGUCAAGAUGCUUCUGCUCAUUUGCAGCUGGCUGAACUUGGAUCCGAUGGACGAUCUGUUCCGACUGAAUGGCGAGCUCCUUCGCGAUGCCUUGUUCAUGAAGAUGGACCAAGACCCUGCGACCCUGCCGGGGAUCAGCGUGUUCGAAGGAGAACUGCGGCGGCGCAACUGGAUGACUAUUGUUGAAUGCGACCUCAUGCUGUCAAUUCUGUGCAAGAUGCCAUGCCUGGUUCCCGGGUACACUUCCAAGCCGCCCCGAAACGUCAAUGACGACGAAAUAUUCGAUGGCAUAGAGACCCUGCCUCAAUCGCGACCCACGAGUGAUUGGACUGACGGCCUGUGCCAAUACCUCCUCGCCCAGUCCUUUCCCCGCCGGGUCGCAGCCUGCAAGCAAAUCGACGAUGCGGCGGCCCAUAUCAAGACCGACGACGUCCUCCAGCACACGCGGUACCUGGAAAAAGUGCUCCAAGACCUCCCUCCGCCACUCCGCUUCAACUAUACCGGUGACGCCGCGAGCAAGACUCCGCCCCGAUUGAUGGCCCGGAUGGAGCUCGACAUCAGCAUCCGACGACCCCUGGUCCAUCUGUAUUCGCGUUGCAUUCUUUCACCGCCCGACACGCGGGAGGGGGAGGAGCUCGAACGGGAAGUGAGGGCGGGUUACCUACAGAGCUGUCUCAUGCUCGCCAACUACCAAGAUCUCUUCGACCCGCAAUACUCGGAGCUCAAUGUGCCCCGACCGCAAGGGUACUGGGACUUCUUCUACACUUGCUACCGACAGGAACUGGGCCACGCCAUCUUGGGGCUCUGUCUCGAGAUCAAGAAGCUCAGCCCCGCCGCGGCCGCCGCUCGGGCCAGUACUGACGCGUCCUGCUCCCAGCCAACAAUGUCGCCGCCGGGUGGGCCUAACGACGGCAUCGUCAGAACACCCACAUAUACCCAAAGCAGUCUGAUAUAUGCAGCCAAGGAUACGUUGGAGCCAAUGACCCGUCGUCUGCCAUACCGCGGGUCCAAGGUCAAGGACAUAAUCUACUACAACAUCAUCCUAACAUCUCUGCUCCCACCACAACGUCCGGAACAGAGCAAGGAAGGGCUGAUCUUGCAAAGACUCCACGAGCUAGUGCGUGAAUGCGAAGCAGCGCUGGAGCGAGCGAACGUCGAGUUGAUUGCCGCUCCUCCGGCAGACGAGCGGUCGACCGCUGAGCAGCCUCUGGCCGACUACUCCACGUCCUACCAGAUUGGUACCAGUUUCGAUCCCGUGUGGGAGAGUUUCCCAAGGAUCGAUGUUUUUGAAUACUUUGAUUUGCAUCAGUGGUUUGACAGUGCAAGUACCUGA